AGCUUCUCAGAAAAUGUGGCUGUGAGGAGAAAUAAAAGAGUAGCAGAAUAAAAUGACUGUAUUACUGACUGCUUUAAUUAUAGCCGACCAUAUGGUGGAAAAUAACAAAUAUGGAGAAAGAAGACAGUCGCAACAUUAUCCUCCAUCUCUCAGUCUGGAUCCUCAGCUCCUCCCCCAUGCGUGCGGGGAUUCAUUUGAUCAAAUCCCUCAACUUGGACCACUUAAGCUCAGCCGCACUUUUUACAACACUGCAUUUGGGCAACGCCACAACUUGCGCAGCAGUUCCUCUUCUACAGUCGAACGACAAUUAACACCCCGGAAAGGCAGAGAGAGGAGUGGGUAAAAAGGGACUUCUUGCAUCCACAGCAUCCUUCUCUGCCACCAGCAAUGGAAACGGGGGUCACAUUUUGCCCAAAGUGGCACAGUGCGCUUUCUUUCUUGCUUUUGAUGAUUCUCUGUUUUCUUCACGCUACCGAAGCCGAGAUAACUUGCAGGUCAUGCCAGCCUGGAAAUAAGUGGCGUGCACGGGAAUUAUUGCUGAAAUUCGACACAAGUGAAUCCUCAGCAGGGCUGAAGGGAGAAGUUUUUGGACACGGAGACGGGGCAGAGAGAGACCUGGCUGCAAGUGCCGAAAGUCAUCGGCUCUGUUGUGCAGCUGGGUCCGCUGAAAGGGCUCCAGACCGGGCGGAACACACGGAGCCAAGACUGAAACGGAAUACGGGCGACCUGCGCGCCAAAGAUGACACUGGUGAGAGCGGGUUCGCAAACAUUCAAGUUUCAUAUGUCAAAACGAGUGGUCAGCACAGGAGUAGCGACGGUGCCGAUUUUACCUCUGUCACCCGAUAUAAAAAGCGCAUUAGGAGAAACAGUGCUGAUGAUAAAUUCAGAUCCCCCGGUGCAUCCCAAAGUCAGGACCCGGGAGAGAGCACCGGCUCGGCGGCUGGACGCAGAGUGACGCGCUCUGAAUUGCGCUGGAGCGGAGAGGAGCGGAGAGGCAGCGGUCUGAGGCAGGAGGAGCUAAAACUUAAUAGUUCGACGUUCGCCCUGACCGGGGAUUCAUCUCACAAUCAGGCCAUGGUGCACUGGUCCGGCCAGAACAGCAGUGUGAUUUUGAUGCUGACCAAACUAUUUGACUUCAACCUCAACAGUGUGACUGAGAGUUCAUUAUGGAGGUCAACCGACUAUGGUGCAACGUACCAGAAGCUGAAUGACAAAGUUGGAGCAAAGACAAUACUCAGUUAUUUGUACGUGAGCCCUAACAACAAGAGAAAGAUCAUGCUGCUAACUGAUCCAGAGGUGGAGAGCAGUCUCUUGAUCAGCUCUGAUGAAGGAGCAACCUACCAGAAGUACCGGCUGAACUUCUAUAUCCUCAGCCUGCUCUUCCACCCUGAGCAAGAAGACUGGAUUCUGGCCUACAGCCACGACCAAAAGCUCUACAGCUCAGUGGAGUUUGGGAGGAGGUGGCAACUGGUACAUGAGAGAGUGGCUCCAAAUCGUUUCUAUUGGUCGAAAAUGGGUUUGGACAAAGAGCCGGGCUUAAUUCACCUGGAAACCAGCAUCUCUGAAGGACAGGCACUGUAUGUCACCUGCAAGCUGCAGAACUGCACAGAUGCCAACAAGGGCAAACCAUUCCCCGGCUACAUUGACCCCAAUUCUCUGGUGGUGCAAGAUGAGUAUGUGUUUGUCCAGGUAUCAACUGCAGGGAGACCAAUCUACUAUGUGUCUGCUAAAAGAGACGUCUUUACCCCUAUGAAGCUGCCCAAGUACACCCUGCCCAAGGACCUGCAUGUGAUCAGUACGGAUGAAAACCGCGUAGUGGCAGCCGUACAGGAGUGGAACCAGAACGAAACCUACAACCUGUAUGUGUCAGACACAUCAGGGGUCUUCUACACUCUGGCUCUGGAGAACGUGGUCAGCAGCAUGGGCCCUGAGGGCAACGUCAUGGUUGAUCUCUAUGAGGUAGCAGGAAUAAAAGGGAUGUUCCUAGCCAACAAAAAGACAGAUAACCAAGUAAAGACGCACAUCACCUACAACAGAGGCAGAGACUGGAGGUUGCUGCAGGCCCCGAGCAAAGACCUGAGGGGCAACAGCAUUUACUGUGUGUUGCCAUACUGUUCAUUACAUCUCCAUCUCCAUGUGUCUGCAAAUCCCUACACAUCUGGAAACAUAGCCAGCAGGGAUUCGGCACCGGGGAUCAUUGUCGCAUCAGGCUCAAUCGGCUCAGAGCUGACCACCAGCAAUGUCAGUGUGUAUAUCACUUCAGAUGCAGGAAACACAUGGAGACAGAUCUUUGAUGAGGAGUAUGCAGUGCUCUAUCUCGACCAAGGAGGCGCCUUAGUUGCAAUAAGACACACUCCACUUCCCAUCCGACACCUGUGGUUGAGCUUUGACGAAGGACGGCAGUGGAACAAGUACAGCUUCACUAACACGCCUCUGUUCGUGGAUGGCGUGCUGGGAGAGCCCGGGGAAGAGACUCUCAUCAUGACGAUAUUUGGUCAUGUCAGUCAUCGGUCAGAGUGGCAGCUGGUGAAAAUAGACUUCAGGUCCAUCUUCAACAGGAGGUGUACAGAGGCGGAUUAUCAGACGUGGCACCUGCACAACCAGGGUGAGCCGUGCCUCAUGGGAGUGAAAAGAAUCUACCGGAAACUGAAGCCCACGUCCAGGUGCGUCAUGGGAAAGACAUACUCUGUGUCCAUGACGUCGGGCCCCUGUGACUGCACAGAGGCUGACUUUGAGUGUGAUUAUGGCUAUGAGAGACGGUCUGACGGCAAGUGUGCCCCUGCCUUUUGGUUCCAUCCGUCAUCGAUGUCCAGGAGUUGCACCACAGGGAUGACUUUCCUCAACAGCACUGGCUACAGGAAAGUAGUCUCUAAUAACUGUACAGCUGGAGUGAGUGUGGAGUACACAGCCAGGAGGCAGCAGUGUCCCAUCCAAGCACCCAAAGGUCUCCACCUGGUCACCAGUGAGGGCACGCUGACAGCGACAUUAGGCACCAAUGUCACCUUCCUUGUUUUUCUGGAGGAGGGUGAUGGAGCGAGGACGAGUAUCACGCUGGACUUUGGAGACGGCCAUGCUCUGACAUACUCCAAUGUGAGCUCCAUUGAGGAUGGGAUCAAACAUAUCUACAAAUCUGUGGGAAUCUACCGAGUGACUGCCACCGGGGAGAACAAGCUCGGUUCAGAGACUGCCAUGCUCUACCUGCAUGUAACAUGUCAGCUGGAGUAUAUCCAUCUCUCAGCUCCAUUUGUGGCGGUGAGGAAUAAGGAAGUGAACCUGACUGCUGUUCUGUGGCCCAGCCAAGUGGGAACGGUCACCUACAUCUGGUGGAUCGGAAAUAACACAGAGCCAGUAAUCACCCUAGAGGGAAGUAUAGCAUGCACAUUCUCCCGGGAAGGCAUCAAUACAGUCACUGUGCAGGUGUCUGCAGGGAAUACUAUUCUGCAGGACAGAAAAACCAUUGCUGUCCAUGAAUAUUUCCAAUCUCAUCUGCUUGCCUUUUCAUCAAACCUUGAUGACCACAACCCUGAUGUUGCCGAAUGGAGGCUGGAUGUGAGCCGAGUUAUCAAGAAUUCUCUGAUCCAGGCUACAGGUGUGAGAGAGGAUCAGCUUCUGGUCACUGUUCUCCCAGGUCUACCCACUGCUGCAGAGUUUUUCCUCCUACCUGACAAGCAGUUAACUGAGGGGAAACCAGAGAAGAGCUCUGCUCAUUUAGAUCAGCUCUCUGAGGUUUUGCUCAGCGCCUUGAAUCAAAACCUUGUCCAGUUCACACUGCGGCCAGGGGUCCAAGUGACUGUUUAUGCAGCACACCUAUCAGCAGCGCCCCUAGUGGACACCAGCGAGAACCACAGUGGCUCUGCCAUGCUAAUGCUGUUAUCAGUUGUGGUUGUGGGUUUAGCUGUAUUUGUCAUCUACAAAUUCAAGAGGAAGAUCCCAGGCCUCAACGUCUAUGCGCAGAUGCAGAAUGAAAAAGAACAAGAAAUGAUGAGUCCAGCUAAUCCAACAGAGGCCACGCCCAGCUCACAGCGGGACUUGGUGCAUUCUUUGGAGAUUCUGGACACAGAGUUUAACUCACGGCCCAUCGGAUGUAUGAAACCUCAUGUACAUGUGAAAUUCUCCACAGAACUCCCCACAUACAUCGUCUGAACUCUGGACUGGAUUACCACUCCAGCUGUGUCAUGGAUAUUUUUUUACCAUUUGGGACACAAUGGUUUUGAGCUUUAUACCUGUGCAUGCUGGACCCUGCUGACACAUACUGUGCUCUGUUCAAACCAGAAGAAACUGUGUACAGGUUUUCUUUUAACAUCAUGUCUGAUACAUUAAACAUUUAAAAAAUUUCAUUUAUUUAAACAAGUCAGAUACAUAAUCCAGAAGGGAUGCCAGCAUGAACUAGCGAAGGGAAAAUUGUCAUAAGCAACAAUGUUUUGACUUUGCUUAUAUAGAUAAGAUUGGUUUGCUGUUCUAUGAAGCAAACAGCAGUAGUGUAUUAUUUAUUCAUAUAAAUAUACUUUUAUGAAGUAUGUUAUUGAAGUGAAUUACACAUUUAUUUUGUAAGUCAUAAAUGUCUAUGUUAGAAAUGUGUAUUUUAAUAACAUGUCAUACUAAACAUAAAUGCUGUUAUA
Lates calcarifer (barramundi perch) is the source of this 4619-nucleotide messenger RNA. RefSeq names its product VPS10 domain-containing receptor SorCS1. Gene Ontology annotation, molecular function: protein binding. Gene Ontology annotation, cellular component: membrane; Golgi apparatus. The record is from RefSeq and is a predicted model, not a curated record. The transcript has 27 exons. NCBI's taxonomy places the organism in Eukaryota, Metazoa, Chordata, Actinopteri, Centropomidae. Gene Ontology annotation, biological process: post-Golgi vesicle-mediated transport. The coding region runs from base 388 to 4143 and encodes 1251 amino acids.